Zea mays is the source of this 1395-nucleotide messenger RNA. RefSeq lists its product as uncharacterized. The transcript has a single exon. The record is from RefSeq and is marked provisional. The coding region runs from base 17 to 1216 and encodes 399 amino acids. Lineage: Eukaryota; Viridiplantae; Streptophyta; Magnoliopsida; Poales; Poaceae. Gene Ontology annotation, cellular component: nucleus. Gene Ontology annotation, biological process: regulation of DNA-templated transcription.
CAAACCCAACCCAGACAUGGCCGACCACGACCCCCGCGCCGCCGCGGCCUCCUCGUCCGCCGGAGGCGACGAAGACGACGAGGGUACCGACACUGAUGUCUCCGACUCCAACCUCGGCAAUCCCCAGGGCCAGGAUCCUCUACCCUUCCCCGACGCAGCUUGGGUCCCACCCCAUCCUCUCGCUCCCGCCCACGAGCCCGCCGGCGCACUUCCGCCGCCGCUGCCGCAGGGUCCUUCCGCGGGCGCCUCGGCCACGACGGAUGACUCGCGUCGGCUGUUCCAGCGGCUGUGGACGGACGAGGAGGAGCUCCUCAUCCUGCGCGGCUUCCUCGACUUCACGGCGCGCCGGGGCACCACUUUCGCGUCGCACCAGUACGACACGGGCCCCUUCUACGAGGAGAUCCGCCGCCGCCUCUCCUUCGAAUUCACCAAGAGUCAGCUCAUUGAGAAGCUGCGCCGCCUCAAGAAGAAGUACCGCGUCUGCGCCGCGCGCGUCGCGGCGCAGGGCGACGCGUUCGCGUUCCGGAGCGUGCAUGAGGGCGCCAUCUACGACGUCGCGCGGCACAUCUGGCGCCCCGCGUUCAGGCGCGGCGAAGGCGGCGGCGCGGCCGACGCCUCAGACGAGGACGACAUCAACCCCGUGGCCGCCGCUGCGAUGGAGGAUGGCGGCGGCGGGAGCGCGUCCACGCCCGUGCCCACGGCGAGGGGCAGGGGAGGCCGGUGCGUUCGGAGGAGGACCGCGCAAGAGCUGGAGGCCCCCGCAUUGCCAGCCACAUCCGCGCUGCUGCUAAGUGAUGCAGCUGAGGACCGGCAUGUUGUUGCUGUCGAGAAUUUAGCACCGCCGCCUCCUUUGCAAGUGCCAACUGUAUCACUAACGGGGGCGACCCCUUCACCCAUGCCAGUGUGCACUGGUGGCGCCGCCGAGGAGGCUAUCAAGAGUAUCAUGUCACCGUUACUGAAGGAGUUCAUCAACUCUGUCGCUGUCGGUGGGCAGAGUGGAUUCGGAUUGGGGCUUGGCACAGGAUUCGGCGGCAUUGGCGGCUUCGACAUUCUUGGUCUUGGUACAGGGGUUCCUGGCCCAAAUCCUGGAAUGCCCAGUGAUGAUAAGUGGAGGCAGCAGCAGAUUCUGGAGCUUGAGGUUUAUCUAAAGAGGAUUGAGCUUGUGCGCGAACAGGUUACUGCUGCUUUAGAAGACCUCAGGUCAUCAGAAGGCUGAGGGGCGAUCUUCUUCUAUAGUCUUUUCGUUAGAGCCUACCUCGUUACAAACAUUCUAAUUGUAUUUAAUUUAAAAUAGGUGUUUGAACUCGUCAUAAGAUUAGAGGCUGAAAAGAUUGAUUUGUAGAUGGACUCACGAUGAAGGCUGUUAUCUACUUGCUACCUGCUUCAUUGUCGGAC